Solanum stenotomum is the source of this 930-nucleotide messenger RNA. RefSeq names its product F-box protein CPR1-like. Bases 1 to 930 code for a protein of 309 amino acids. The transcript is spliced from 2 exons. Lineage: Eukaryota; Viridiplantae; Streptophyta; Magnoliopsida; Solanales; Solanaceae. The record is from RefSeq and is a predicted model, not a curated record.
AUGACAAUUCCUAUUUUACCAGCAGAACUCAUUGAUGAAAUUCUCUCGAGGACUUCCGGUGAAAUCCCUCUUGAAAUUCAGAAUGUCCUAUUAAAUCUUUAUUUUAUUGACUCUGUUACUGUGGCUGUUGAAUUGGAUUUUCCCAUUGAAAACGGCAUUCAUGGGCUCUAUGUUAAGGGUUUUUGCAAUGGAUUGGUUUAUCUUGCCGAUAAUUACUUAGAUUAUUCUCGUUUAUGGAACCCAACUACUAGAAAGCACAAGAAUUUGCCUUUUUUUAGACCUAGAGUGAGAAAUCCCGGGCCCAUACUUGGUUUUGGAUAUGAUGAGCUCCAUGAUGAUUAUAAGGUAGUGAUUAUUGAUUAUAAUUAUAGUAUUUUCAGUAGAGAUGACAUUGAGGUAAAAGUAUAUAGUCUAAAGAGUGUUUCUUGGACUAAUGUUGAUUAUUGUAUUUGUGAUGAGGACACAUUCCUUGUCAAAAAAAGUUCUGGUUAUUGCGGGGAGACAUUAAUUGAUAAUGGUUCUUUUGUGGAUGGGAAGCUUCAUUGGAGUACUUCUUCUUCUAUUCCUGGUCCUGAUCCUAAUGUGAAUAAAGGCAAGUACAUUAUUGCUUUUGAUUUAGCUAAUGAGAACUGGGAAAAGGUGGAGAAGCCCUCCUUUGGAGAAGGAGAGGUUGAAUUGCGUGUUCGAAAGCUGAGAAGUGAUCUUUCUGUCUUUAGCGAUUACAAGACAACUCAUAUAGGUGCUUGGGUUAUGAAAGAGUAUGGGGUUAAAGAAUCUUGGACAAAGUUGUUUACCAUCAGGUAUCCAAAGGAUCCAGAAUGGUUACCAAACUUUUUCAUGUCAACUAAUGGUGAAAUAUUGUCAUUGUCUGGAACAACUUCCCUAAUAUACAAUUCAAAAGAUGACAUUCCGAUAUUCAAAUGUUAUUAA